This is a messenger RNA of Equus quagga, 1409 nucleotides long. RefSeq names its product vasodilator-stimulated phosphoprotein-like. The transcript is spliced from 3 exons. The coding region runs from base 1 to 564 and encodes 187 amino acids. Lineage: Eukaryota; Metazoa; Chordata; Mammalia; Perissodactyla; Equidae. The record is from RefSeq and is a predicted model, not a curated record.
AUGGACUCGCGGCACCGGCCGGGCCCCGCCCCACCGCCUUCCUCCCCACCGCCCUCCUCCCCACCGGCACCUCGGUCCGCCUCCCCGGCCGGGUUUUGCCUUUGUGCGGCGGGCGUCCUUCCGGUGUCUGUAACCGCCACCGCCCGCGGCGCGCGUGGAAGAGGGGCGGGCCCAGGGCUGCUCGCUUCUCCCUUCCAGAGCGCUGCGCGCGCCCGCGAAGCGUCGUGCCGGGAGCGGGCGUGGGUCGCGAAGACGAGCGGGCUUGGCCUAGACCGAGCGCGGGCGACGGGAGGCGGCGCCGUCCCCGGUGGAGCCGCCCGGGAAGAAAGCCGGCGCGCAACACGAUGGUUGGGUUUGGAUUGUUGUACUUUUUUUUUUGUUCGUUGCAUUUUUAGGAACAAAAAAAAAAGCCCAACCCUUCACACCACUUCAUCCGCAUCUCUGAGGACCAGAAGCCCGGCCACAGCGGCUUGGUGGUACGGAGACGACUGUCUGCACCGCACCCCCGACCCCGGGUCUUCAGAAGAACACUAUGAGAUGGAAAUUAUGAUGCUCAUCCAAUAAAUGAGGAAACAGAUGAAGUGAUUUCUCCAAGGUAAAACACAGGGGCCAAGCUGAAACUCUACAGUCAGAUUCCAGAUAUAGUUCUUUCUACAGCACGGUCACUGUCGGUGCCAAAGAAAACCACCCCAUUCUCCUACUACGUUAGUGUUACCUUGAAAAAAAAGGAAAAAACCUGAUUUAUGGAAACAUCUUAAAUACUCUAAUAUGAAAAUGAUACAAGAGUGAAAAGUUAACUUAUAAAUCACAAAUUAUCUUUAAUGUAAUUAUAUAAUUUAUAUAGUUGAUCUGGCUGGUGGUAGAUAAUGAAUAAACUUCUGGCCAGCUAAAUGUACUAGUUAAAUUUGCAUAGAAAUCCCUAAACUGUUAAAAAAAUGAACUAUUAAGAGAACAUUAUAUGUUAAACUCUCUUAAGUAUAGAAAAACAGGGAAGGAAGAAUAGCCUCUCUCUCCUCCCAUGGUCCUAAUAAAACAGUGGUCAGGGAAUCACCACAUACAGUGUGACUAGAAAAAAAGAGUAACUGCAUAAUAAAACCUACAUGCACAGCUACAUCCUUCCUGGAGGAGCACAGUGUAACUAGAUCCUGUUACUGAUGACGCUGAGGGAUUGUCAAAAUUGUUGUCACACUGGAAUUCCCUUCUAUUGAGUGUUCUUCAAAUAAGUAAACUAACAGCUGAAGAUUAGAAUUCAUAUGUCAGCACAGCAAUAAGACUAUAAAUAUAGUCAUUUAAGUUUCUGUCUUUUGUAAUGUAUUUUUACAGGUAGAAUUUCUAAUAUUUUAUAUAUAUGAAAUACAUAUAUUCCUUGUUGUGUUGAUUUAUUUCAUGCUUUUUGUUGUGGUUUUUGU